UUUCACUGCACAACAAGAUGGCGGCGGCGGCAGCAGCGGCGGCGAGCGGAGCUGGCGGUGCUGCCGGGACCGGAGCGGGAGGAGCGGGGCCGGCGGGCCGCCUGCUGCCUCCUACUGCCCCGGGACCCUCGGCUGCCCCCGUUACUGUGGCCCCAGCGGCUAGCUCGCCGCGUCCCCCAGCCCCGGCCUCCCGCGGGCCGGUGCCUGCCCGCAUCGGCUACUACGAGAUUGACCGCACCAUCGGCAAGGGCAACUUCGCUGUGGUCAAGCGGGCCACGCACCUCGUCACCAAGGCCAAGGUUGCUAUCAAGAUCAUAGACAAGACCCAGCUAGAUGAAGAAAACUUGAAGAAGAUUUUCCGAGAAGUUCAAAUUAUGAAGAUGCUUUGCCACCCCCAUAUCAUCAGGCUUUACCAGGUUAUGGAGACAGAACGGAUGAUUUAUCUGGUGACAGAAUAUGCUAGCGGAGGGGAAAUAUUUGACCACCUGGUGGCUCAUGGCAGAAUGGCAGAAAAGGAGGCCCGUCGGAAGUUCAAACAGAUUGUUGCAGCUGUCUUUUUUUGUCACUGUCGGAACAUUGUUCACCGUGACCUAAAAGCUGAAAAUUUGCUUCUGGAUGCCAAUCUGAAUAUCAAAAUAGCAGAUUUUGGCUUCAGCAACCAUUUCACCCCUGGGCAGCUGCUGAAGACAUGGUGUGGCAGUCCUCCCUAUGCUGCCCCUGAGCUAUUUGAAGGAAAGGAGUAUGAUGGGCCCAAAGUGGAUAUCUGGAGCCUUGGAGUCGUCCUCUAUGUGCUUGUGUGUGGUGCCCUGCCAUUUGAUGGGAGCACACUGCAGAAUCUGCGGGCACGGGUGUUGAGUGGAAAGUUCCGCAUCCCAUUUUUUAUGUCCACAGAAUGUGAGCACUUGAUCCGUCACAUGCUGGUGUUGGACCCAAGUAAGCGCCUCUCCAUGGAGCAGAUCUGCAAGCACAAGUGGAUGAAGCUGGGGGACACCGAUCCCAACUUUGACAGGCUAAUAGCAGAAUGCCAACAGCUAAAGGAAGAAAGACAGACAGAUUCUUUGAAUGAGGAUGUCCUCUUGGCCAUGGAAGACAUGGGACUGGACAAAGAGCGGACACUACAGUCAUUAAGAUCAGAUGCCUAUGAUCACUAUAGUGCUAUCUACAGUCUACUGUGUGAUCGACAUAAGAGACAUAAAACCCUGCGUGUCGGAGCACCUCCUAGCAUGCCUCGAGCCAUGGCGUUUCAAGCACCAGUCAAUAUCCAGACAGAACAGGCUGGUACCACCAUGAACAUAAGUGUUCCACAGGUGCAGCUGAUCAACCCAGAGAAUCAAAUUGUGGAGCCGGAUGGGACAGUGAACUUGGACAGUGAUGAAGGCGAAGAGCCUUCUCCUGAAGCAUUGGUUCGCUAUUUGUCGAUGAGGAGGCACACAGUGGGUGUGGCUGAUCCACGCACGGAAGUUAUGGAUGAUCUGCAGAAGCUCCUCCCUGGCUUUCCGGGAGUCAACCCACAGGCUCCUUUCCUACAGGUGGCCCCUAACAUGAGCUUCAUGCACAACCUGUUGCCCAUGCAAAAUUUGCAACCAACUGGGCAGCUUGAGUACAAGGAGCAGUCCCUGUUGCAGCCGCCCCCACUACAGCUGCUAAAUGGAAUGGGCCCCCUUGGCCGGAGGGCAUCAGACGGAGGAGCCAACAUCCAGCUCCAUGCCCAGCAGCUACUGAAGCGCCCCCGGGGACCCUCCCCACUCGUCACCAUGACACCAGCAGUGCCAGCAGUUACCCCUGUGGACGAGGAGAGCUCAGAUGGGGAGCCUGAUCAGGAAGCUGUGCAGAGGUACUUGGCAAAUAGGUCCAAAAGACAUACACUGGCCAUGACCAACCCUACAGCCGAGAUCCCACCGGACCUACAACGGCAGCUAGGACAGCAGCCUUUCCGUUCCCGGGUCUGGCCCCCUCACCUGGUACCUGAUCAGCAUCGCUCUACGUACAAGGACUCCAAUACCCUGCACCUCCCUACAGAGCGUUUCUCCCCUGUGCGCCGGUUCUCAGAUGGAGCUGCAAGCAUCCAAGCCUUCAAAGCUCACCUGGAAAGACUGGGCAACAACAGCAGCAUCAAACAGUUGCAGCAGGAGUGUGAGCAACUGCAGAAGAUGUAUGGGGGGCAGAUUGAUGAAAGAACCCUGGAGAAGACUCAGCAACAGCAUAUGUUAUACCAGCAGGAGCAACACCAUCAAAUUCUCCAACAACAGAUUCAAGAUUCUAUCUGUCCUCCUCAGCCUUCUCCACCUCUUCAAGCUACAUGUGAAAAUCAGCCAGCCCUCCUCACCCACCAGCUCCAGAGGUUAAGGAUUCAGCCAUCAAGCCCACCCCCCAAUCACCCCAACAAUCAUCUCUUCAGACAACCCAGUAAUAGUCCUCCCCCCAUGAACAGUGCCAUGAUCCAGUCUCAUGGUGCUGCAUCUCCCUCCCAGUUUCAAGGCUUAGCCUCCUGCAGUGCAAUCUUCCAGCAGCCACCUGAGAACUGUUCUCCUCCUCCCAAUGUGGCACUCACCUGCUUGGGCAUACAGCAGCCUGCCCAGUCCCAGCAGGUGACCAUCCAAGUACAGGAACCUGUUGACAUGCUUAACAACAUGCCAGGGACAACUGCAGGCUCUGCUGGGCGGGGCGUCUCCAUUAGCCCCAGUGCCAGUCAGAUUCAGAUGCAGCAUCGUGCCAACCUGAUGGCUACCUUCAGUUAUGGCCACCGGCCCUUGUCCAAGCAGCUGAGUGCUGACAGUGCAGAGGCCCACAGCUUGAACGUGAAUCGGUUCUCCCCUGCUAACUACGACCAGGCGCAUUUACACCCCUACCUGUUUUCGGACCAGUCCCGGGGUUCCCCCAGCAGCUACAGCCCUUCAACAGGAGUGGGGUUCCCUACAACCCAAGCCCUGAAAGUCCCUCCACUUGACCAAUUCCCCACCUUCCCUCCCAGUGCACAUCAGCAGCCACCUCAUUAUACCACGUCAGCACUGCAGCAGGCCCUGCUGUCCCCCACGCCGCCAGACUAUACAAGACACCAGCAGGUACCCCACAUUCUCCAAGGACUGCUUUCUCCCCGGCAUUCGCUCACCGGCCACUCGGACAUUCGGCUGCCCCCAGCAGAGUUUGCACAGCUCAUUAAAAGGCAACAGCAACAGCGACAACAACAGCAGCAUCAAGAAUACCAAGAACUGUUUAGGCAUAUGAACCAGGGGGAUGCUGGGAGUCUGGCUCCCAAUCUUGGGGGACAGAGUAUGACAGAGCACCAGGCUUUACCAUAUCAGAAUACUGACUCAUAUCACCACCACCACACCAGCCCUCAGCACCUUCUACAAAUCAGAGCACAAGAAUGUAUCUCACAGGUUUCCUCACCCAGCCCGACCCAUGGUUAUGCUCACCAGCCGGUACUCAUGCCUUCAGAGAGCAUGGAAGAGGAAUGCUCAUGCGAGGGGGCCAAGGAUGGCUUUCCAGACAGGAAGAGUUCAAAUGCAUUGACCAAAGGUUGCCAUGACAGCCCCCUACUCCUGAGUACUGGCAGACCUGGGGACCCUGAAUCUUUACUAGGAACUGUGAGUCAUGCACAGGAAUUGGGGAUACAUCCAUACCGACAUCAGCCAACUGCUGCACUCAAUAGAAAUAAGGUGUCCAGCCGAGAAUCUGUCAUAGGGAACUGCAUGGACAGAAGUUCUCCAGGACAAGCAAUGGAGCUGCCAGAUCAUAAUGGACUUGGGUACUCAGCACGCCCCUCAGUCAGUGAGCACCACAGGCCUCGGACCCUCCAGAGACACCAUACAAUCCAGAACAGUGAUGAUGCUUAUGUGCAGCUGGAUAACUUGCCAGGAAUGAGUCUCGUGGCUGGGAAAGCACUUAGUUCUGCCCGGAUGUCAGAUGCUGUCCUUAGUCAGUCCUCACUUAUGGGGAGCCAGCAGUUUCAGGAUGGGGAAAAUGAGGAAUGCAGGGAGAGUCUAGGAGAUCAUGAGCACCUAGACCUGACUGAUGGUAGCCAGCAUUUGAACUCCUCCUGCUACCCAUCAACAUGUAUAACAGACAUACUGCUCAGCUAUAAGCACCCUGAGGUCUCCUUCAGCAUGGAGCAGGCAGGAGUGUAACAGAAACCAAGAGUUUGUGUACAGCUGGGGAAUAAAAUAAUGGACUUUAAACCAACAGUAUCUAGCAGCAUUGCACCAAAUUGCCAUUGUGUUUCUCUCCACCCAUAAUGUUGUGGCUCCUUUCCUCACAUUUAGUUUAUCAGUGUGCUGUUUUUCACAGUUUUGAGGGGGGGGUUGCCAUGUUUGCUUCUAUGACCAAGUCACCAAGGAAAUAAACAGGAAAUCCACGUUCGCCA
Molecule: messenger RNA, 4363 nt
Organism: Artibeus jamaicensis (Jamaican fruit-eating bat)
Lineage: Eukaryota; Metazoa; Chordata; Mammalia; Chiroptera; Phyllostomidae
Gene: SIK3
Product: SIK family kinase 3
Exons: 25
Coding region: 18-4127 (1369 amino acids)
Biological process (GO): protein phosphorylation; intracellular signal transduction; microtubule cytoskeleton organization
Cellular component (GO): cytoplasm
Molecular function (GO): ATP binding; tau-protein kinase activity; protein serine/threonine kinase activity
Source: RefSeq, a predicted model, not a curated record